Messenger RNA from Lathyrus oleraceus (garden pea), 3568 nucleotides. RefSeq lists its product as uncharacterized. The transcript has 4 exons. Lineage: Eukaryota; Viridiplantae; Streptophyta; Magnoliopsida; Fabales; Fabaceae. The record is from RefSeq and is a predicted model, not a curated record. The coding region runs from base 740 to 2980 and encodes 746 amino acids.
CAUCCAUCCAAUCCAAAACUCAUCCAACCCGAAUUGAACUUAACCAUACAUCAAAAACCUUGCUUUGGCCCGAACCCGUCCAGUUAUCCAACCCUAAUAUCUAACCAAUUCCAUUAUCACCUACCUUUAGAUACACAUGUCUAGAUUCCAUUAUAAAUACCCAAAAAAAAAAAACAUUUUAACAAAAAACAAGAGAAAAAAAAAAAAGCUUACAGCGAAAAGUGCGUUUAGUGUGAGCGUGAACAAGCAUGAAAAAUCCGUAGCAAAAACGAAGAUUUAUGAACCAAAAUUCCAAAGAGUCUCUCCAAAAUCGCUUCCUCUUGUCUCUUCAACGAUCUUCAUUUCUUCAAUUGGUUUCGUUCUUCCUUGCGGUGGUUUCUAGAAGCUUAGAGGUUUUGGAGUUGUUGAGAUUUGGAAUUGCUCUGGUUGUAGACUUGUGGAGUUCUGAUCUGCAUUGUUCUGUAGCUCUUGCUCAUUACUUGCUCUGUUGCCGUUGUUGCUUUGGAUCUAUUCUCUCAGCUAUAUUUCAUGUAUCUGCUCCAUUGGUCUGGUUUGCGCAUUUUCUGAGUUCAUAUGCCCUAAUUUUGCGGGUUUGAUUUUCAUUGAUGAAUUGCUUCUUGAAACUGUAUGCGAAUUCAAACUGUGUAUAAUAAACAUCUGAGGCGCCAAGAUUCUUAAUAGACGGGGAACUGCUGAUGUUAUAUUACAUCUGAAGUGGACGAAAACGCAGGUGAGAGAAAUGGAGUGCAACAAGGAUGAGGCCACCAGAGCUAAAGAAAUUGCUGAGCGGAAGUUUAUUGAAAAGGACACUUCGGGUGCGAAGAAGUUUGCUUUGAAAGCCCAAAAUUUGUUUCCUUCCCUUGAAGGUAUUCCUCAAAUGAUAGCAACACUUGACAUAUAUAUAUCAGCCGAUAAUAAAGUAAAAGGAGAAGCAGAUUGGUAUGGUAUACUUGGUGUGAGCCCCCAUGCUGAUGAUGAUACAGUUCGGAAACAUUAUAGAAAGCUAGCUCUCAUGCUUCACCCUGACAAGAACAAAUCCAUCGGAGCUGACGGGGCCUUUAAACUUAUUUCGGAGGCGUGGAGUAUAUUGUCCGACAAGGCUAGAAGGGCAGCUUAUGAUGAGAAGAUAAAUGCAAGAGCACAGAAAGGCUCAGCCAUUUUCGGUGGUUCGUCAGCAAAAGCGGCGGCAAAUGGGGCUAACAAUAGUAAAAAGAAAACCCCUUCAAGUGGAAAGACUCAGAAGAAUACUGCUAAAGAAAAUACAUCGUCUUCCAAUAAAUCAAAAUCCACAUUUUGGACUACUUGCAAACGCUGUAAAAUGCAAUACGAAUAUCUCAGAGUUUAUCUUAACCUUAAACUCGUGUGUCCCAGCUGCCAUGAAGCAUUUUUGGCUGUAGAAACUGAUCCGCCUCCUGCAAGUGGUAUCAGACCUGGAACGUCGUGGAUUUUUAAACAAAAGUACGAUAACGAAGGACCUAAUAAUAGCAAAUCUGUGGUUGGAAAGAACAACACGGCACCUCCAAAUACUGGAGCAGGGUCUAACAAGAACAGCUUCCAGUGGGCUCCAUUCUCUAAAACUUCUGGUGUUUCUGAUGUGGCUCAAGCGGCAAAUGUAGUUCAGCAGGCAUAUGAUAAGGUGAGGCGAGAUCGUGAGGAGGCACAAGCAGCUACCAAAAAGGAAGAGGCUUUGAAAAGGAAGCAGAAUGCUUCGAAAAAAGGUUACUUUAAUCCAGCUAAGAGGAAAAGAAAGGGCAUGGAUGGAAAUGGGGCAGUUGGAGCAUCUAACUUAGGCAGUGGAAUCAAGUUCAACUGUACUAGAUAUCUCUCCCCAGUUGAACUUCAGAGUCUUCUUGUUGAGAAAGCUAGAAAAGAAAUUAGUAAGAAACUGUUUCAGUCAAAUACUGUUGAUGAAUCAGCAGCAAAAAAGAGUGGAGAUUGCUUCCAGAAAGCAAACCGGAAAGUAGAAUUUUCAGCAAGAAACUCUGAGAUCUGCACUCAAAAUAACACUGGGAAGUCAGAAGAUGCGAAGAGUAGUCUGCAGGAGAGCAGGUCAUUUGCUGCUCCUAUCAUUGAUAACACUUGCCCUGAAAUUUUGGAUUCAUUGCUAGUAGAUAUUCCAGAUCCUGAUUUUUAUGAUUUUUACAAGGAUCGAACUGAAAGGUCUUUUGGUGAAAAUCAAGUAUGGGCUGCAUAUGAUGGUGAUGAUGGGAUGCCUCGAAAUUAUGCUAUGAUUCACAGAGUGAUCUCGAUGAAUCCAUUCAAUUUGCAGAUCAGUUGGCUGUACCCAAAUAUCAACGGCGGCGAACCAGGCCCUCUAAAUUGGGUUUCUUUUGGCUUUUCAAAAACUUGUGGGCAUUUCAGAUUAGGCAAACGCGAAAUCUAUAACUCAAUCAAUUGUUUUUCUCAGAAGGUUAGGUGGAAAAAAGGUAACGAUGGGGCAAUUUGUAUAAAUCCCAAAAAAGGGGAGGUUUGGGCCAUCUAUAGGAACUGGUCUCCUAGUUGGAAUGAUCUAAUAGCAGAUGAUGUAAUACACAAGUUUGACAUGGUUGAAGUACUCGAAGAUUUUGUUGAAGAACAGGGUGUAACGGUUAUUCCUCUGGUCAAGGUGGCUGGGUUCAAGGCAGUAUUUCACCACCACUUAAAUGAGAAAGAGAUCAAGAUCAUUCCAAGGAAGGAGAUGCUUCGAUUCUCUCAUCAGGUACCUUCACAUGUACUCACCGGCGAAGAAGCUCCUAAUGCUCCAAAGGGUUGCAGGGUGCUGGACCCAGCUGCUACUCCAUGUGAACUUCUCGAGGUAAUAAAAGUUGCCGAAGAAAACAUGACGGACCAUGUGGAUAGAGUUAUAAAAGAAACUAAUCAUGAGGAAAUGGUCGUUGAUACGGGAAAACUUGGGGGAACAAAGGAGGGAAUGAAGACAGUUAUCCAUAAAAUAGAAACUCCAAAAGAGGACAGAGGGAAGAAGAUAUGCAGAGACUUGUAGCAAGGAGGGUAUGUACUUUGUAACAUGAUAAACGAAAACUACUUGGUGACCACGCGGCUCAUGUAAGGAAUGGAAAGUGAUCGAUAGCUAGAAUUAAUUUGACGGAAUUUGAUCCAAAAUGAGUUGACAUUGUGAUUCAUUCUUUGAUGGAUGAGAAGUUAUGAUUACUUUAUCCAACAAUCGCCGUUGAUUAUGGGUGAGUUUUGUCAAUUUUUUUUCCUAGCUAUGUAGUAUUACUGUCAAAACAGAAAACCCCGAAGAUUUCGAUCCCAAUCUGACAUUACUGUUUUCAACGGUUAAAGUUGAUUGGUUCAACCUCAUUUCAUACCAAAAGUUAGUAUUGGAAUGAUGAGACUAUUAUCUUCAGCAAAUUGUUCUAUAUUUGAAGUUUGUCAGAAGCAGAACUUUGCAAUUUGCAUAAAAGGGUCUUGCUCUGGCUUUUAGUUUUAACUUUUUUAAUUACUUUAUAGGUUUCUUACUCAAUUUUGUGUACUGUAAAUCCGAUCAGUGGCACAUUAAUCAAUUGCUGCCCAUAUGUUUGUAAGAAAUUUAGAUCAGUGAUUUAUAGCAGGACUUUUUACCUUACAA